AUGGGUAUUGUAUUCAGUUGCUGCUCCGAGGCGCAGGACGGCGAGCACGACCCGCUUCUAGACAAUCAGGUCGCCUACGGCUCGCAGGGCAACCUCGACGAGGAUCGCCAGGCGCUGGAGCUCGAGCUCCAGCAGAAACUGCUGGAGCGCGAGCAGGAGCUCACCGUCAUCGUCAACAACACCAACGACAAGCUCAUCGACAUCAGCAUGAUGAGCAACAGUGGAAUUGUCAUCCAGAGCCACGACAUGGACGAGCAGGACGCCGACAGCAUGCCUGCAAGUGUCUUUGUCGCGCUGGACGCAGCUCGCAUUCCGCCAGAAGUGAAGGCUCAGCUGGCCCAACUACACAAGGGUGUAUUCCACGCGGCAGGGACCGAGGUAGACACCAAGGACCAUGAACCGCUAGUUGUGACACUAUAA
Molecule: messenger RNA, 420 nt
Organism: Eremothecium gossypii ATCC 10895
Lineage: Eukaryota; Fungi; Ascomycota; Saccharomycetes; Saccharomycetales; Saccharomycetaceae
Gene: MEH1
Product: Meh1p
Exons: 1
Coding region: 1-420 (139 amino acids)
Biological process (GO): positive regulation of MAPK cascade; positive regulation of TOR signaling; regulation of receptor recycling
Cellular component (GO): late endosome membrane; membrane raft; Ragulator complex
Source: RefSeq, marked provisional